AUGAAGCUCUCAACUUUAUCUACGUUUCUGUUCAGCGCGGCAGGCGUUUAUUCGGCUGCCGUGCCUUCGAAUGCUCGUCAUGCUUGUCAAAAAUCUUUAAAAUCUUGUGCUCCUGGGACUAUUGUUGUCUCUCAGUCUUCUCACCCGUCGGCGCAAUUCUCAACUGUCCAGGCAGCCAUUGAGUCCCUGCCUGAUGAUAACUCUACCCAGACCAUCCUGAUCUUGCCAGGUGAAUACAAAGAGCAAGUCAAUGUGACGCGAUCAGGGCCAAUUACUCUGCUUGGCCAGACGAAUAACCCGAAGGAUGCCACCAAGAACAAAGUCACCCUUACUUGGGCGCAGUCCAACCAUGACAACACUGGCCAGGCCGAGGAUAAUGUCUUUUCGGGCGUCUUGACCGUUGCUCCGACGCUGGAGUCCAGCUACACGGGGUCAGGUCCCACGGGAUAUCCAGUGCCUGAGGACACACCAUUUGGAAAUGUGGACUUCCGAGCGUAUAAUAUCGAUUUCACGAAUACGUGGUCCGACUACUCGGAUGGCCCUGCCCAUGCGCUCAGCUUUAGUCGCGCCAAUGGAGGAUUUUAUUACUGCGGGUUCUAUUCCUACCAGGACACUGUCUACGUUGGCAAACUCGGCAAUGCCUACUUCCACAAGUCUAUCAUCGCCGGCCAGACUGACUUCCUGUAUGGUUUCGGCACCGCCUGGAUCCAAUCAUCACAACUGCUCCUCCGCAACUGCGGAGGCGGCAUUACCGCCUGGAAGGGCACCAAUACCUCCUUCGUCAACAACUACGGCGUUUACAUCGUCGACUCCUCCGUCAAGGCAGCCAACUCGUCCAUCGCCCCUACCAUCAAGGGGAAGUGCGCUCUCGGUCGACCCUGGAACAGUCUCCACCGGUCGAUUUUCGCCAACACCUACGAGGACGAGAGCAUCUUGCCGGCAGGGUACAUCGACUGGGUAGUGGACGGACAGAGCCGGCUGACUAGUCAGACUUUCAUGGCCGAGUAUAAGGCGUUCGGACCGGGAUUCAGUGACUCGGGACGCGACAGCACGAACGCCAGCAUCGUCUUGGAUGGACGGGCGUAUAAGCGGUACGAUUCGCUGAAGAAGGUAUUCCAGACGCCGGAGGGCAAGUUUGGAAACGUGGGAUGGAUUGAUCGGAAUGUUGAUUAAUUUACCGCCGCCAUCAUGUAGUCAUACACCAUGAUACAUUUAC
Aspergillus steynii IBT 23096 is the source of this 1216-nucleotide messenger RNA. RefSeq names its product putative pectin methylesterase. The transcript is spliced from 2 exons. Gene Ontology annotation, molecular function: pectinesterase activity. Gene Ontology annotation, biological process: cell wall modification. Bases 1 to 1173 code for a protein of 390 amino acids. The record is from RefSeq and is a predicted model, not a curated record. NCBI's taxonomy places the organism in Eukaryota, Fungi, Ascomycota, Eurotiomycetes, Eurotiales, Aspergillaceae.